Cryphonectria parasitica EP155 is the source of this 851-nucleotide messenger RNA. RefSeq lists its product as uncharacterized. The record is from RefSeq and is a predicted model, not a curated record. The transcript has a single exon. Lineage: Eukaryota; Fungi; Ascomycota; Sordariomycetes; Diaporthales; Cryphonectriaceae. The coding region runs from base 596 to 760 and encodes 54 amino acids.
CCUCCUAUCAAAUUCCUUUCUAUCGCAGCCCAUUGCGCAAGGGACGGCGUUUGGCAGUAUAUACAUCUUACUUGCGGCAACGGCAGCGGGCCGGCUUGCUGCUGCCUGUCGGAAUCCUUUUGGGUGUCAACUUGGCUUCUUUCUUGGGAGAAAGAGAUUUUUAUAAUGAGACUCUGCAGGUUUUCUGGUGUUUCUGGGAGUCGACCUAAUACGUCUGAUUCUUUUUCCUUUUCUUUUUUUUUUGUGCUCUACCUCAAGCGCACAAUUGCAAUAACAUCAAAGCCGGGUUUCAAAGGGAGGACGGGCGGGACGACUUGAUACUUAUACUAUGAUUCUUGGGGCACUUGUCCGUGUUCCCUUGACCAGGGGAACGAACUGCCUCUUUUUUUUUUUUUACGAACCUCUACGGACUCGGAUCGAUGGAUGAUGGACGGAUGGAUGCGCAAACUUGAUUCAUUUUAGACCUUUUUCCAAAUGUACCCUGGUGGUGGUGGCGACGAUGGCGGCCCAACUGGCAUAGAAAGCGUGCUUGAUUAUUCUGGGUUUGAACUUGGUACAGAUCCUCGCGUAUGGAUUGGAAUGGCCGUAUUUCAUAAUGGUGCAGGGCUGGCUGUUGUGCGAGGGGACUAAUUCGGGUCUGGCAGCCUCCCAGGUCUGGACUGAGGAAAUAGAGCAGCUUUUCUUUUUCUUUUCUGUGGCACGCGACACGUUCUGGAUGCAUUCUAAUGAAAUUCGGAAGAGUGAGAGGGAGUACCUAUGAUUACAGGAGCAUUUUCAUGUCUUAGGUGUACAUAAGGUGCGCCUGGACCACGCACUUUUAUUCUGAGGCUCAUAUACAAGUUCAUAUCUAC